AUGGAAGUAGCUGCGAAUAAUGAAGAAGUUGCCAAUAUGGAAGAAGAUAGUGUUGGCAAUGGUCAAGAUAAAGCGAUUCCUACCAACACUGAUGAAGGAAGUCAGGUACCAGAAGAAAGAGUGAAAGUAAGAAGAAAAAGAGGACCAACAAAGAUGCGUAAAGUGGCUGAAAAUCCUAAUGAAAGGGUUUCAGUUUCUUUCACUGACUUUGGUGAUCAUGUUGGAACUGGUUCAGUAAGAUUAUCAUCUUUUCUUGGUGUCCUCGUGAGUCAAUUCAUUCCGGUUACAAUUUCUGAUUGGAUACAAGUUGAUGCAACGACUAAAGAAACAUUGUGGGAACAAAUUCAGGGGAGGUUUGACAUGGAAGAAGAAUGGAAAAAAGCUGUUAUUAUGAAGCAAAUGUGUAAUAUCUUUAGGGGUAUGAAGUCAAGGCUAGUGACAAAAGUACGUGCUGCUGAGACAGCUGCUGAUAUACUAGCUUUAAAACCCAGCAACAUCCCAUCCAUUCAAGUGUGGAACUCUUGGGUUAAGAGCAAGACUAGCAAAGCUUUUACGGAAGUAAGUAACAAGAUGAGGAAGUUGAGACAUGAUCAGAUUCCUCAAACCUCCAGCCGCAAAGGAUUGGUUCGUUUAGCUGAUGAUAUGAAAAAAAAAGAGUUCAAACCCAAGUAAGGUGACUAGGACUAAGGUAUGGAUAGCGGGACACACUCAUGCUGAUGGUAGACCUGUGAAGCCUCAAUAUGCUGAGACUAUU
Molecule: messenger RNA, 754 nt
Organism: Arabidopsis lyrata subsp. lyrata
Lineage: Eukaryota; Viridiplantae; Streptophyta; Magnoliopsida; Brassicales; Brassicaceae
Exons: 4
Coding region: 1-672 (223 amino acids)
Source: RefSeq, a predicted model, not a curated record